Molecule: messenger RNA, 4592 nt
Organism: Malaya genurostris
Lineage: Eukaryota; Metazoa; Arthropoda; Insecta; Diptera; Culicidae
Product: transcriptional activator cubitus interruptus-like
Exons: 5
Biological process (GO): regulation of transcription by RNA polymerase II
Cellular component (GO): nucleus
Molecular function (GO): RNA polymerase II cis-regulatory region sequence-specific DNA binding; DNA-binding transcription factor activity, RNA polymerase II-specific
Source: RefSeq, a predicted model, not a curated record
AAACCUUUGGUUAGCGUUUUUAAAAUCUACAUUUCCGUUCUAUUUACAGGUCUUGGACUCACCUCGGAGUACAUCAACGCUUGUAAUGCCAUCGGAGAUCUGCACCCGGCGAACUCACUUGCCAGCGCUGAUUUCCACUUCAGUAUCGAUGCCGCCAGUCGUCUCAACAGUCCUCGACCCGGAAGCAUACGGGCAAGCGUUAGUCGCAAACGUGCGCUAUCGUCGUCGCCGUAUUCGGACUCAUUCGACAUCAGUUCGAUGAUACGUUACUCCCCGAACUCACUGGCAUCGCUGGUCAAUGCAUCACGCAGCAGCAGUGCCAGUGGAUCGUACGGCCACUUGUCAGCCAGUGCCCUCGGACCGGCCCUCGGAGUUCACAGUGCAAUGCCACCACAUUUGCAGCACUUGCUGAGGAGUAGUGGAUUCCUGCACUCACUGCCAGGGCACCAUCCGCCGACGGCUAGUAUGUUCUCGCUGCCACCACACCAUCCACUACAUCCGGGACAUUCCCUGACGAAGCCACAGGAAAUCACCGAUCUCUCGAGCAAAAAGCCAGAACAACCGCACUCCACAAACCACGUGACACGCGUGGAAGCGGACAGUGCCAGCAAUGCCCAGCAGAAGAAAUCGCGCAUCAAACGGGAACCGUCGCUGCACAUCCCGAUGCACAAGGGAAGCCCACCGAACGGUUCAGCAAUGAUUACCUCCAACCAUCAGCUCAGUCCGACCUCCACUCAGGGUAUGACGAACGGGACGACCACCUCAACGGCAGCUACCUCCACCACGCACAAUGGAGCGCACGGUUUGAAUCUCAGUCCGAUGCACAUUAUGGACAGCCAUGGGAUGUGCGGUUCCAAGGUGGACUCAACCGAUCCGAAAGACGAACCGGGAGAUUUCAUCGAAACCAACUGCCACUGGCGAGACUGCUCGCUGGAAUUCAACACUCAGGACGAACUGGUGAAGCACAUCAACAACGAUCACAUCCACGCGAACAAGAAAUCGUUCGUCUGCCGAUGGGAUGACUGUUCCCGAGACGAAAAACCCUUCAAGGCCCAGUAUAUGUUGGUGGUGCAUAUGAGAAGGCACACGGGCGAGAAGCCGCACAAAUGCACGUUUGAAGGCUGCUGCAAGGCAUACUCCAGACUGGAGAAUCUCAAAACUCACCUGCGGUCUCACACCGGUGAAAAACCGUACACCUGUGAAUAUCCGGGUUGCAGCAAAGCAUUCAGUAAUGCUUCCGAUCGAGCCAAGCACCAGAACCGCACUCACAGCAAUGAGAAACCAUACGUUUGUAAAGCACCCGGAUGCACCAAACGAUACACGGACCCAAGUUCCCUCCGGAAGCACGUCAAAACGGUUCAUGGGGCCGAAUUUUACGCCAACAAAAAGCACAAGGGUAACGGGCAUCAUGGCGGAAGUGGUGGAGGCCACGGAAGCGGCGGGGAUGGUGGAGAUGAUGGGGAAGGUUCGAACCAUAUGUUCGACGGAAGUCCACGAAGCGAAGAUAUGCAAAGUGGCAAGACGACGAGCAUGAGCAGUCCCAGCAUCAAAUCGGAAUCGGAUGCCCACUCGCCUGGACAACCACCGAUAAACAGUCCGAUGUCCAUUUCCGCUCUUACCGCGGGACUGGUGGAUGACUAUGACGGCAGUAGCAUGCAGUUGGGUAGCCUUGCAGCGAUUGACGAUCCAGCUUGGCCGUAUGUUGAUGAGGAUCUUGAGGUUGCUGAUCUUCCGUAUGUUCUGCGUGAAAUGGUUGACAUGGGAGGUCCUACGUCAGCAGCCACAACUGGAACACGUGCAGGAGCUCCGAGGAAUCGGUUCAAGAAUCGCAUCAACAAUAAGGGCUCGCUGAUGAGCAACAUGUUGUCCAACAUCCCGGAGAUCAACAACUACCGUAACAACUUCGGAUUGGGUGAACUGAACCGACGGAUCAUCGAUCUCAAGAUGGAACCGGGAACGACUCCUCCCCCACAGCCAUCACCGAUAUCCAAGAACUGUCAGACUGAUUUGGGUCAACUAAGACCACCGACUGGUCCGUCGCCGUCGUGUACGAAUGCGAUGAUGACGAACACUUAUCUUAACCCCGGCCAGCUACGUAGAGACAGUAACAAUAGUACAACCAGUAGCUCGUACUACAGUAUGCGAUCGGCAGACAUUAGCCGGCGGAGUAGCCAAGCCUCCCAGCAGAGCUCGAUAUCCACUAUGCGUCCUACCAGUUACUACAACUCGUCGUUUUACGAUCCGAUCUCACCGGGAAGCUCCAGGCGAUCCAGUUCGAUGUCUACGGCUACGAAUGGAGGUCAGAGUUUACCUCCUCCUCCGUCUUCUCACUUGAUCUCGACGCACCUGCAACGAUUCAAUCAGGGUUCGAUGGGCAAUCAGGCAGCUGGAUCAUCACGACAUUCAAUUCCUAACAAUAUGAGUGGUGGAAGCUUUUACCAUCAACAGCAGAUGUUAGGACAGAUGGAUCGUAGAAUGUCCGAACCAGUAACAGCAAACCAACAGGGUUCGGUCGGAGUAGUGGUAGGAUCUCAGUUCGGGACAGGAUUCGGUGGAUCUUCACGACCGCUCUCAGGAGCUCCAAAGAGCAGUACGAUAACCUCCGGAGCCGUGGCCAAAGCUCACGCACCUCAAGCUGGCAAGCUCCACCCUAACCAGGAGGUUGUGCUGGACGAGGUCGAAGAAGGUGAAAUGGUCGAAAACAAACUAGUGAUUCCGGAUGAAAUGUUGCAGUAUCUGAACCAAGUUGCAGAUCAGGAGAGUAAAAUAACCGUACCGCAGGGUAUGUCAACACCGAAUUCAGCUGCCGCAGACAACGCAGGCCCAUCUGGUUGGAAUCCUAGUGAUAAUUCUCCCCCAGCAUAUUCCGGAAACUCGACACUUCAGAAGCAACCGGCUUCCUUCAACCAGGCGCAAUCUAAUUUGAACAAUGUGUUGUUGAGUCCCCAAUCGCAAUACAGCAACGACGACUGCAGUCUUAUGAGUAAUGUGAUGUCUCCGCAGACACCACAACACCAGAUGAUGUCUCCGAUGAUGCCAGAGAGUGCUGCUGCACCGUUGACACCGCAGCAAUCAACACCGGUUCAGUGUCAAGCGCAACAUUUCAACCGUCAACAAGGCUUCAAUUUCCCCCAGAAUCAACCACCUCAGUUACGACAGAUUGCCUGUUCGAAUUUGAUUGGUUACUUCCAUCGUACCGAUCAAAGCGCCCAUCACUGCUGUCUGGCAAUGAUGAUGCAAGGAGCACUCAACAUUAAUCCUUCAUCUGGACCGGGAGGCACCAACAACGGCAAUCCUCAACAGUACAAAAAUCCCUUCAGUAAUCACUUCAACUCUAAUUUUUCUGCCGCUUCACAACAACCAGCUUCCUCAGUUCCAACUGCCCAACCACCUCAUCCGGUGGAUAUCGAAAUUCAAUGCGGAGAUAUCAGUCAAUCUCAGAUGUCUCCGGCGGUGGCCACUCUUGCUACCGCACACCCUUCAACAAGCAGCCCCAAUCGCCAUACUACCCCACAGCAACCUACCAAACCUAUGAAGAGUAGUCUACAGACACCUCCACUUCCGUCGACUCCCACCGGAUUCGGAAAUAUAGCCCCAGCUGCCGCAACUGUCCCCACCGGAAUCGCUCCAACAGCAACAGUUGCAACGACGGCAGCAGCAGCAGCAGCUCCACCACCAACAGCCGCAUCAACAGUAGCCGGAACACAGUCGACCAUGGGUUCGGACACCUAUCAGCGAACCCUAGAAUACGUUCAAAACUGCCAAAACUGGGUAGAAUCAGCCGCGGACAUGGUCAGUAGCAGUACUCAUCCAGCAGUGGUAGCAGGUGCCAGUGCCGCAGCAGCUGCCACUGCCUCCAACCUGAUCAUCAAUGACAUGAGUACGUCACUCAGUUCUUACUUCGAGGAGGAUCGCUACCUGCAGAUGAUUCAGUGAGGAGUGACAAAACUUGAAAUUAUUUGUUUUUUUCUUCUCUCUAUUGUUUCUUAAACUCAUUGGUUGAGACUUACUCUGUUCAGAAGUUUUGUAGCGAAGAAAUAGUGAUCGGUUUAGUGUGUAAUGUUCUCAGUGAUCAUACGUAGCGAAAUGAAAGCGUCGAUUUCAUUCGGUUUGUAGAAAAUUCUAGCCAUUAAGAACCAGCGAUCAGCGUAGAUAUGUAAGAUCAGUGACAGCAUUUUCUUAGCUCUAUAAGUUCCCCCGCCCUUCUCCUCUGUGAAACACAAAGACGAUAGAUUUCCUUCAAUUGUAUGUUUCUAUGUUUAACUUUGAUCGUGUCUUCCUAUAGGAUCAUAGAAUUAGGAUUUAUCUAUUUUACACCGCUUCGGUAAGUGACUUCAAUCGAAAUAAAGUAUAGAUUACAGAGUGCCGUGAGAGGACAUUUUUUUCUGUCCUCUUUCGAGAACGGUUCCCGUGUAGACAAAACGACAGUUGUCAGAGAUUUAACGAAAAAAAGAGCCUUUAAUAGUACCUUAAUAAUAGGUCGAUUUAUUUUUUUUUUUAUGUAAAAAAAAAGAAUUGUUUUAGUACACCAUUCUGUACAUAACUGUCUCGAUUAUUAGACUUUAAAAAGAUUUAAGACACUCGGAAAAUAA